AUAAAAUUAGGUUAAUUAAAAUGAAUUUGUUAAAUAUGUAGCAAGAACAAAUUGUAGGUUUAGAAAUCAAUUCAGAAAUAUAAAAACCAAUACCUAAGGUACCCUAAAGGAGUUAGCCUACAAUAAAUAUAGUCUAUAAGGAAUACCAAAAGGAAUAAAAUAGUCAAUCCACAUAAUUAUUACUCACUUAAAAUACAAUAGAAAAUUUAGAAAUAUCAAGUCUAAGUUUUUUGAAUAGCGAGGUAACCUCUAUAAAAGUUAAUUACCUGAACUUUGAUGAGUGUGAUGAAAAUAUUUAUGGAGAUUACAUUAAAAAACCAUAUACUAUGAUUUUAGUUAUUUCAGAACCAAAUAUUAAGGAGUUCAAAAAGAGCGGACUUUAAAGCAUGGAAAAAUUUGUGGAUACAUGUAGAAAAUUAAAUUUAAGCUUCUUGAUAGUGUAUUGCCCUAAUCUAGAUGCUUCAUAAAAAAAAUCUAGAGGAUUAGAGUCAAAGAUAUAAGAGGUGUUAAAUGAGAUAGUUAGUGAAGGCGAAAAUAAAUUGGAUAUAUAAAGAAAUAAAUUCCUUAAGCUUAUAGAUAUAGACCCUAAUACUAGCUCUAAUGAUUCUAAAGAAUUCUAUGAGUUUUGCAAGAGGGAAUUUUAGAUGCUACUAAGAAUGCAGAUAAAGGAAUCUGUUGAGGAAAGAAUUUCAGAAAUAGAAAAUAAUAUUUUUUCUUAUAAUGAGAAAAAGAAUUAACCUGAUUGGAACUAUUAGGUUUCGCUUAUCAAUAAAGAGAGAUUAAUUUAUCUUCUUAAUUCUUUGGGCUUGCAUUAAGAAGCUCUUUAACAGUAUGAGGAAUGCAAUAAUACAAUAUACGAGCUAAUUAUGAGAGGAAGACUAAACAUUAAAUAAUAGAUGGAAGGAAUAGAAAAGGAUAAAGUUAGCAUAAUACCUGUUCUGAAUGUUAAGCUUUAUGAUAAUUAUGAAGAGUUUACUAAGACGAUUUUACAAAAAGGAUUACACUUCUUUAAAUUCUACUAAAUUCUUAUUAGGAAAAUUAUUCUAUAAAUGACUUAAAUGCAAUUUAUUUAAGAAUUGAUGGAUAGAUUGUAGUAUUUUUUAAGAUUUAUUCAAUCGAAUAUAUUUAGCUAAAUGGACUGUGAGUCAGACAAUGUUCGUUUGUUUUAGAAUAUUUGGAUAAUCUUAACAAUUAACUAAAUUAUAGAAUUUUUUGUUGAGCAAAAGAAAAUAGUUCAUUAUUCUGUAUCUUAGUAAAACGACAUUGACUACAAUAUUAUUCUCUUAAGAGAAAUUCAGUUAAAGAGUAUGCAAAAAAUAGCUGAAUUAUUAUUUUCAAUCAAAAUAGAAGAACUUAGCAUAUAGUCUAUUGAGUAGGAAUUUGAGUAACUCAGUAUAUCCAUCAAAACCAAUAAGCUUAGAAAGUUGAAGUCUUUUAUAUAAGAAAAGGAUAUCUCAUAGCUUACAGUACUUUAAGAUUAAAGUGAGCAAGCAACUUUUAUCAAAACCUAUACUGAUUCGACUCUUUUCUUUAAUAGCUAUACAAACACUAUUUCUGAUUAAAUAGUUUCAUUGCAUAAAUUAAAAAUGUUUAAAAAGCAAUUUAUUUACUAGAUUAACUUGCUAAAAUUUAAAAUACUUGCAAAAGAAAUUAAAAUACCUUAUUAAGCUUUAGCAUUGGAAUGUGAGGAAGCAUACGAAACUUUAGAAUCUUGGCCUAAUUUACUUGUUUCAGGUUUAAUAUACAAAAUGCUUUUCUACAAAAAUCAUUGUGUUGUAGAGCAAUUUAGGAAAUGCUGUAUAAAGUUGGUGAAGAUUAAAGUAUUGACAUUAGAAUAGAGAAAUUUAAUAUUAAAUAUUUUGAGAGAAGAUAAUGAGAAAUUAGAUCAAAGCAAUGAAGAUAGCGAAGAGAUUUUAUUUAAUGACAAUAAUUAAACUUUAGAAAAAAAAUCUUCAUAAAUUUUAUCAAAAUAUUAUGCAGAUGAUAUGGUUGAAGAUUAAGUAAACACAGAAAAAGAAAUUUAAAAAAAAAGUAAAAAAAAAUAUAUAAAGAUAAGUGAAUCAUAACUUUGUUAUGUAGAAAAGUUGUAGCUAGAAAAAACUUAAGGAGAAAAUUAUGAGGCAAAACUCAAGUUUAGAAAAAAUUACCAGUUUAGCUUAAAUGAAACAACUAUAGAAAUUAAAUUAGAAUCUUCAGAUAUUAAUAGAACUAGUAGAUAUUCAUAAGAUGAGUAUGAUAAAUUAAGAAAUAAGAGUUUUUCAAAUACAUCAAACGAUGACUCACUUCCAAUAAUUUAACCUGUAUAGUAUCACGUACUUACCCUGGAAUUAAAUUAAUGUGACAUUGACGAAUAAGAAAACUAGCUAAUAAUCAAAGAAAUAGAAAUAAAAUCUAAAGGUUGCUAUAAUCUAAAAUCUGUUUCUAUUAUAGUAGGAUAAUAUAAAUUUAAAUUAGACAUUUCUUAAAGUUCGAAGCUAUUCACUUUUAAAAUUAACCUUCCUUCAUUAAAUAUUUGCUCUUUACUUGACUAAAGUGCUAUAGAAAUACCAUAUUAUCAUGAGAUUCCAGUUAUGGUUACUAUAAUUGAUCAUAAUUUUUCUAAUACCACACAUUUGAAAUUUAUCUACAACCAUGAGAUCCUAAAAUUAGAAAAAAAAUAUAUUUGCCUAACACAAGGUGCUGAUAAGUCUCAAUAUAUUGAAAAUAGAAAUGAAAUAGUGCAUAAAGAUAUAAUUUAACUCACUAAAAAAGAAAACAAUGUCAAUAAAAUGGCUAUAAUUGUUUACUUCAAAGCAACAAGUAAGAACCUAUAGAAAAUAGAUUAUGGUACAUUUACAAAUCUUACCAUCAAGUUAAUAGAAGACACCACUGUGUUGGACCAGUUUGAAAAGUAGGCUAUUACUAUCACUUAUUAUAAACAAGAUAUAAAAAAACUUGAUAUUUAUUAUAAUAUCAACAUUACAAAUUAUUCUGAUUACAAAAUCUUAUUUUCUAGCCAAAAUUAAUCUGAAAUUUUGAAUUUGCAUUAAAACGAAUUAGAGUUAUAAAAAAAUGAACAAAUAUCUAAAACAAUAAAUCCAUAAACAGAAAAAGUAUUUGUGACAUUUAAAUUAGAAUCUAAAAACCUUCAAGAGCUAGGAGAAUAAAUCUUUAUAGAUGAUUUAUCAUUUUUAAAGAACCUCAAAAUUGAAGAAUAUUUCUUAGAAAAAGAGAUAAGCAAAAACACUAUCUUAAAAGAUUCUACCCUGAUAAAAAACCCAAAAUUAGAUAUUUUUAUCAAUAAUGUUAAUUCUCAUUGUUUCUGCAAUGAAAUAUUAAAUUUAGAAAUAAAUGUAAAAAUUUUAAGAUAAAACUAAAAUAAACAGAAUAACAUUUAAGAAGAUAAAUAUUUCUACACUUUACUUGCAUAAAAUAAAAGAGAUGGAAAUUAUCUUCUUCUUGGCUAAACUUAAAUCAGUACAUAAAAUAAAAAAGAUGAUCUUGAGUGGAAAUUAUAAAUAUUACCAAUAAAAUGUGGUGUUUUUUAUUUACCAGAUUUUGAAGUAGUCUAAUAUAGCAUUGAUGAAAACCAGUAGCUUUGUUAAGAAAAAAUACAAAACAAUUAAUACAUUCUAAGAUACUAUUCUGAACCAAUAAUUUCAGUCACAUCGGAUUCUAGCAAAAUAAAAAAUUCAUCAGCAUUUUUUAUUUGAUUUUUCUUCAUAUUAAAAAAUAUUUUUAUUUUCUAUUUAAUAAACUGUUACUUAUUUAAAGGCAUGUAAAUAUU
Tetrahymena thermophila SB210 is the source of this 3766-nucleotide messenger RNA. RefSeq names its product kelch motif protein. Gene Ontology annotation, cellular component: TRAPPII protein complex. NCBI's taxonomy places the organism in Eukaryota, Ciliophora, Oligohymenophorea, Hymenostomatida, Tetrahymenidae. Gene Ontology annotation, biological process: early endosome to Golgi transport; intra-Golgi vesicle-mediated transport. The transcript has 13 exons. The record is from RefSeq and is a predicted model, not a curated record.